AGUAGAUUCCAGGAGCAGCUGGAAACGUAACAUUGUUCAAAGCAGAUAAUUAAUGGUUCACUUUUCAUGUUUUACUGACGGUUACAAUUGUCUGGACUUAUUUUGAGUUCGUACGCUUAACUCACAACAUAAUGCAGAGUCUGACAGACGAUACACUAAGCUUUGCCUCGAGCCUCGAGAGUUUAAAGUCGCAACAACACACAGGCUGGCAUGGGAUGGAUGUUAGUGUGAAGAUCACGGAUGAAAGUUAUCAGCAGCAGCAUGUUGAUAUGAUGAGUCACAAGCAAGCCUGCAUUGACCUGGAGAAGGCAACUCUGUUCAUCACUCAGGUUUUGCAGCAUGCAGUAGGUCGAAACCGGGAGCUUUGUGUAUUGAUCCGUCGUCUGGAGCAGAAGGAUGUGGAGACUGGGCGGAGUCUAACAGAACUGGCAGAGUCAAACCGCCAGCUGCAGGCGAAAAUUGAUGAACUACAGAAACAUCUGGAGGAAAAAGACCACUCCCUUACACAAGCCAACCAGAGUCAGAUGGACUUGUCUGAGGGUCCAAGGCCGCUGGAGGAUCCAAUGUCUCGUAUUAAAGAAGAGGCUCAGGAUGAUUCGGCAGUGCAGCGAACAGAACAGCCAAUAUCAUCAGCAGCAGACAUUAAAGAAGAAGAAGAGGAGGAGGAUGAUAAUGAUCAGAUUCAGCAGGUCUCGUGUGAUGGUCCGGUCUCUGGAUUUAAAGAAGAAGAUGCUGACAAUGGAGAGCUUAAUGUGAAACGGACAGGACUAUGCGCCUCAUCCUCCAUGGCCCCUUCAGGGAGUCCCACGUCCAGCUGGACCCUACAAAAAGAGCUGGAGGAGUCCGGAAGAUUGUCCCGUCCUCUGCGUAAACACAGCUCCCAGCUCAAGUCUUGUCAUUACUCUCUCACAGGAGAAAAGCCAUACCACUGCAAUCAGUGUGGCAAGAGUUUUCGUCAAGCGGGAACUCUCAGAGUUCACAAACAUAUUCAUACAGGAGAGAGGCCGUAUAAAUGCAUUCAGUGUGGCAAGAGUUUCAGUCAGCCGGGAAAUCUCAGAGUUCACCAACGAAUACAUACAGGACACAAGCCGUAUGAAUGCAAUCAGUGUGGCAAGAGUUUCUUUCAAGAGGGAGACCUCAAAAGACACCAGCGAAUACAUACAGGAGAGAGGCCGUACAAAUGCACUCAGUGUGGCAAGGACUUCAAUGUGAAGGGACAUCUCAAAAGACACCAGCGUGUUCACACAAAAGAGAUGCCCUACCAGUGCAGUCAGUGUGUGAAACGGACAGGAUUAUGCACCUCAUCCUCCAUGGCCCCUUCAGUGAGUCCCACGUCCAGCUGGACCCUGCAAAAAGAGCUGAAGGAGUCUGGAAGAUUGUCCCGCCCUCUGCCUAAACACAGCUCCCAGCUCAAGUCUUGUCAUUACUCUCUCACAGGAGAGAAGCCAUACCACUGCAAUCAGUGUGGCAAGGGUUUCAGUCAAGCAGGAAAUCUCAGAGCUCACAAACGAAUUCAUACAGGAGAAAGGCCGUAUAAAUGCACUCAGUGUGGCAAGAGUUUCAGUCAAGCGGGACAUCUCAGAGCUCACAAACAUGUUCAUACAGGGGAGAAGCCAUUUAAAUGCAUUCAGUGUGGCAAGAGUUUCACCCUCGAGGGAAAUCUCAGAGUUCACCAGCGAAUACAUACCGGAGAGAGGCCAUGUAAAUGUAAUCAGUGUGGCAAGAGUUUCUCUCAAGAGGGAGCUCUCAAAAGACACCAGCGAAUACAUACAGGAGAGAGGCCGUACAAAUGCACUCAGUGUGGCAAGGACUUCAAUGUGAAGGGACAUCUCAAAAGACACCAGCGCAUUCACACAGGAGAGAGGCCGCACCAAUGCACUCAGUGUGGAAAACGCUUCAGUCGAUUAGAACAACUCAAAAUACACCAGCAUGUUCACACAAAAGUUUAGUUAAUCCACAAUGUCAUCAUGUGAAUGAGCUCAUAUGCACCAGAAUGUGUUGUCUCUGCAGCACCACUGUUCCUAGAUCAGCAUGAUUUAUUUCAUAUUCACAUUUAUAUUUGUUUUAUUUUCUUAUAGUGUCACAGUAUUAGACGUUUCUUGGUGUUUUAUGCCCUCAAUGUUGUCUUCAAGGCAGCACUGCCUGGAAGGCACUAGGGUUAGGCAUGGG
Molecule: messenger RNA, 2169 nt
Organism: Alosa alosa (allis shad)
Lineage: Eukaryota; Metazoa; Chordata; Actinopteri; Clupeiformes; Clupeidae
Product: zinc finger protein 883-like
Exons: 6
Coding region: 132-1949 (605 amino acids)
Biological process (GO): regulation of transcription by RNA polymerase II
Cellular component (GO): nucleus
Molecular function (GO): DNA-binding transcription factor activity, RNA polymerase II-specific; RNA polymerase II transcription regulatory region sequence-specific DNA binding
Source: RefSeq, a predicted model, not a curated record